This is a messenger RNA of Carica papaya (papaya), 938 nucleotides long. RefSeq names its product transcription factor MYB78-like. Gene Ontology annotation, biological process: regulation of DNA-templated transcription. The record is from RefSeq and is a predicted model, not a curated record. Lineage: Eukaryota; Viridiplantae; Streptophyta; Magnoliopsida; Brassicales; Caricaceae. Gene Ontology annotation, cellular component: nucleus. Gene Ontology annotation, molecular function: DNA-binding transcription factor activity; sequence-specific DNA binding.
CCCCCUAUAUAUAUAAUCUUCCAUUCCUUAUCUUAAAACCCAUCAUCUCAUAAUAAACCCUCUCUGCUAACUCCUCCGAAAUCCAAGCUCUAUCUAAGCUAAUUAAUCUCUCCGUUUAUCAAUUUUUUCUGUCUCUGCAACAAAUUAAAUACUCGGAAAUGGAAGUGUACGACAGGGGUUUUAGCUCUGCAAGCCAACAGAGCUUCAUUAAUCAAGAUGAUAUGGACGUGAGGAAAGGUCCGUGGACGGUUGAAGAAGACGCCUUGCUCAUGGAGUACGUUUCCGUACACGGCGAAGGUCGCUGGAACUCUGUCGCUCAAUCUUCAGGGCUUAAAAGAACAGGAAAAAGUUGCAGACUAAGAUGGUUAAAUUACUUGCGCCCAGAUGUUAGACGUGGGAACAUUACUCUCCAAGAACAGUUGUUGAUUCUGGAACUCCAUUCACGCUGGGGCAACAGGUGGUCGAAGAUAGCGCAACACUUGCCUGGAAGAACAGAUAAUGAGAUAAAAAACUACUGGAGAACCCGAGUUCAGAAGCAGGCAAAGCAGCUCCAGUGUGAUGUCAACAGCAAAAAAUUCAAGGAUACCAUGCAAUUCGUAUGGAUGCCUCGAUUGAUGGAGCAGAUCCGAGCCGAAUCCGGUUCAUCUUCUUCCUCUCCAGCUCAAGCCGUCACUACAGAUACCACCGUCAGCAAUACUAGUACAUACCCAAGUGAAGCAAACAGCGGAAGUACUGAAUCCGGGUCGGAACUGAUAGACGCGUUCGUGGCGGAGGGAGUUGAUUCGAGCGGGUGGUGGACGGAGGAGUUGGGUGAUGGGUUUCUGAAUUUCGAACAAGGCAAUUGGAGCGAUGUGAAUAUCUGGGAGCUGAUAUGAGUUCUGUUACGUGACGCAUAAUGAGAUUGAAAUUUAACAAUUUGCCGUGUAAUUCCAUUAUAA